This is a messenger RNA of Vitis vinifera (wine grape), 2681 nucleotides long. RefSeq names its product phytyl ester synthase 2, chloroplastic. Gene Ontology annotation, cellular component: membrane. The record is from RefSeq and is a predicted model, not a curated record. Lineage: Eukaryota; Viridiplantae; Streptophyta; Magnoliopsida; Vitales; Vitaceae. The transcript is spliced from 14 exons. The coding region runs from base 176 to 2245 and encodes 689 amino acids.
UGUAUUUAAUCUUGUAGGUGCUAAAGCAGUCAAAGUGAGGCAGGUGUGCGGCGUGCCUACUGAAUUCUUAUCUUAAUUAAAUGAUUUCCAGUUCUGGUGAUUAUAUUUAUUAUAAGCAGCCGGCCCCGCACGCGAAGAGCGUCAGCGUUCAGGUAGUGGUGGUCGAGAUUGUGCCAUGGCGGCCACCGGAGCGUGUUUUGUCACCGGCGGAUGCUGGUCGGUGUUCCGGCGGGACAUGAAGUCGGCGACAGGAGGAUUGAGAACGAAUCCGAUUUCGGUUUCGACUCGGCCGUCGACAAUGUCUAGUGAACAAGCACUGGCGCCGCGAGUGGAGGAGAAAGAAGGGAUCGAGAAGACUAUUUCGAAGCGCUUCGAGGACAUGGAGGUGUCGGAAGUAGAACGGCGGAGUUUGCAGGAUUACUUCCAGCAGUCGAAGGAUUUGAGCAGAUCGGACGGUGGACCGCCCCGCUGGUUUUCGCCCUUGGAGUGCGGGACUCGGUUGGAAAACUCUCCUCUGCUUCUCUUUUUACCAGGGAUUGAUGGUGUUGGACUUGGACUUAGUAUGCAUCAUCAUAGACUUGGACAGAUUUUCGACAUAUGGUGCUUGCAUAUCCCUGUUAUGGAUCGAACACCAUUUACAGAAUUGGUGAAGCUGGUUGAAAGAACAGUACGGUCAGAGAAUUUCCAUUCACCAAAUAAGCCCAUAUACCUUGUUGGAGAAUCUCUUGGAGGAUGCCUUGCUCUAGCUGUUGCAGCCCGUAACCCUGAUAUUGAUCUUGCACUCAUUUUGGCUAACCCAGCUACAUCUUUUGGCAAGUCACCACUGCAACCUCUAAUACCUUUAUUCGAUGUCAUGCCUGACCAACUCAAUUUAGGCGUUCCCUAUGUGCUUAGCUUGAUGACAGGUGAUCCUUUGAGGAUGGUGAUGACAACUGCAGAAAAAGGACUUCCUCUGCAACAAACAGUUGGAGAGAUAUCAGAGGGUCUUGGUGCACUGUCAGCUUAUCUUUCUGUUCUGUCAGAUAUUUUGCCUCAAGAAACCUUUCUCUGGAGGCUGAAGAUGCUUUCCUCAGCUUCUGCAUAUGUGAAUUCACGUCUCCAUGCUGUGAAAGCAGAAAUACUGAUACUUUCCAGUGGAAAGGAUCACUUUCUAUCAAGUCAAGAGGAAGCUGAGAGGCUUUGUCAUGUGCUGCCAAAAUGUAAGAUUCGUAAGUUUGCCAACAGUGGUCAUUUCCUCUUCUUGGAAGAUGGUAUUGAUUUGGUAACUAUCAUCAAAGGAGUCAAUUUCUAUCGUCGUGCAAAAUAUCAUGACUAUGUUUCAGAUUACAUACCUCUGGUCCCGUCUGAAUUCAGACAGGCAACUGAAGAAUAUAGGUGGCUUACUAUAGCUACUAGCCCUGUGAUGCUUUCGACUAUGGAAGAUGGGAAGAUUGUGAGGGGACUUGCAGGAAUUCCUUCUGAGGGGCCAGUCUUGUUCGUUGGCUAUCACAUGUUGCUUGGACUUGAAUUGGCUCCCAUGGUACUACAAUUUUUGGCUGAAAGAAAUAUCCUUUUGCGAGGAAUAGCGCAUCCAAUGAUGUUUAACAGAUUGAGAAGUGGAAUUUUACCUGAGCUGUCAACAUUUGACACAUUCAGAGUCUUUGGUGCAGUUCCUGUCUCAGGGUCUUACUUUUAUAAACUUAUGUCUUCCAAGUCUCAUAUUCUACUAUAUCCAGGAGGCAUGCGUGAGGCUCUGCAUCGGAAGGGUGAGGAAUACAAGUUGUUUUGGCCAGAAUCAUCUGAGUUUAUCCGAAUGGCGGCUAGAUUUGGAGCCAAAAUUGUACCCUUUGGGGUGGUUGGAGAAGAUGAUAUUGGUCAGGUUGUAAUUGACUAUGAUGACCUAAUGAAGAUACCCUAUUUUAGGGCUCAAAUAAAGGAUUUGACGAAUGAGUCUGUUAUAUUGAGGACUGAGAGUAGUGGUGACGUUGCAAACCAAGAUGUACACUUACCAGGAGUUCUACCAAAAAUUCCUGGCCGUUUCUAUUACUUUUUCGGGAAGCCGAUUGAGACAGAAGGGAGGAAGCAUGAACUAAGAGACAAGGAAAAGGCUCAUGAGCUGUAUUUACAUGCCAAGUCUGAAGUUGAGAGUUGCAUCGCUUAUUUGAAGGAGAGAAGAAAAGGCGAUCCAUAUAGGAAUUUAUUUCCCCGGUUGUUUUAUCAGGCUACGCAUGGCUUUACAACAGAAGUUCCUACAUUUGACCUUUGAUUAUUCCUUGCAUUGAAGGAGGGAAUCUUAUGUUAACAGUGGUUGAGAGAGGGAAGUUUGCUCCAGCAUGGAGGUGACCUUAUUGUAGGCUGUACAAAGUAGGCAUGCUGUUAGCCCAGCCGCUGGCAAUUCAGUUCCGAAAAGAAUGAACAGUCAAAGACUCUGGUUCUCAAUCAGACACUGUGGUAUUCAAAUCAUAUGAUUCUUUUGAGGAAUAUAACCAAGCAAAGAAGUGAUGUCACAUUAUCUCCAUUUCCGAUAGUGGAUAUGUAGGCCACGGAGAGAGAGGCCAUGUUCAGUGUAAUUGCUCAAUUUCGAGGCAUGUAUAAUAAUGUGGUUAUGAUGUGAAUUCCAUUGUGAAGGUGCCCAAAUUGUACUCCAUGACAAUGGCUCUACUGUUUACUCAUGGAUAUUUUUUUUUCCUCUUUCCCAGGCA